Messenger RNA from Juglans microcarpa x Juglans regia, 3887 nucleotides. RefSeq lists its product as uncharacterized. Gene Ontology annotation, cellular component: piccolo histone acetyltransferase complex. Bases 969 to 3512 code for a protein of 847 amino acids. The record is from RefSeq and is a predicted model, not a curated record. Gene Ontology annotation, biological process: regulation of transcription by RNA polymerase II. NCBI's taxonomy places the organism in Eukaryota, Viridiplantae, Streptophyta, Magnoliopsida, Fagales, Juglandaceae. The transcript is spliced from 4 exons.
AUCUAAGCGGCGGAAAGCGGAUUAUAAACGUAACAAUAUUUAUUAUCUUAUAUUAUGUCAUUAAUCUUAUCUAAAAUUUGCAACUUGCAUAUAAAAGUAAAACAAAAUUAUUCUAUUUUUUGUGAGCAAUCUCUUAACGUCAACUAAUUUGUGGCACUCGCGAUUUUUUAAGGUAAUUUGGCAACAAAUUCUUCAACAUUUUAGUAAAAUUAUUUUACUCGCCCGUUUUCAAAAGACCAAAAGCCCCAUUACCAAAUCUUUAAUAAUUACUUGUAAGCUUUAUUCCCGUCGUCACGUCAUCAAGCCCAUUUUAGUCCUUUCGACUUAAAAUAGACUCUUGGCGAAUCCUGAAGAAAUAUCCACUCACUGACUCUCUCUUCUCUGAAACGAAACGCUCUUUGGUGGGUCUUUGGAGCCAUCGAACCGAUAUUCGGACUCAAAACCCCCGAUCUGGACCGUCCCUUCCCCCAUCCAACGCCUCUCAUUAGUCGGCGUAUUGAUCAGUAGCUUCUAUUUGUAGCAUAAACCCUAGCCGAUAGAGACCAGUAGUCUCUGUGUCUCCCUCCCUCUCUCCCUCCAACAAGAACUCCGUGAACCUUCUUAACUAUCCUCUCUCUCUCUCUCUCUCUCUCUCUCUCUCUGAUCUUGUACUCUAGAGUUUUUCUUCAUGUUUUUUCUUUUUUCAAAUCUAUUUAUCUUGUUGAAGAUUGAUGUAUCUUUGUAUUAAUCUGUGUUGAUCGGUACCCGAUUUGCGAAAUCAUUUUCUUUGUUUGCCUUUUCCUCCUUUUCAUGGUGUUGUAAGUUUUAUAGGAUGGUUUUUUUAUGUACUGAGAUUAUUUGGGUCCGACUCUGAAUCUGAGUCCGAGAUGGGUAGUCCGAGUAUAGAAUUCUCGUAGUUUCGGUCAGGGUAAAACUGGCGAGUAUUCAGGUUUUUCUGUUUCCGAGAAUUUCGUACUCGUUUUCGUAGGAUGAUUAUGAAACCGGUAUUUGCUAGAAAGUCAGGAUCGCAGUCCAAGUUCGAGUCCGGGUCGGUAUUUGCUCCUGGGUCUGAGUCAACUCGGAGAUCGUCUAGGAGACUCAGUGAGUCUAGAGGUUAUACGACUCGUAGCUACUGUAAGCCAAUGCCGUCGGUGGGGAUGAGGCGGACGACAAGGGUGUUUGGGGUGGUGAAGGGCUUGGACGGCGGUGCCAGAGUACUUCGCUCGGGGCGGCGCCUUUUGCCAGAACCCGGGGAAGGCAAGAUCAGAAAAGGCAACGACAAUGAAGACUGGUUCAAACUGAUUAAUAGGCCCGGAAACGGCGGCAUCGGGUGCAAGCAGAGCGGCUGGGGCGGUCUCAAAAGAGUGACUGCCGUCGACAUCAACGACGCUGACGAUUGCAAAACAGAGGUUCCAAGAUGUGGUAACCACGCAUUGAAUGUUAACCAAAGCAUGGAUAAAUUGUUUGGGAUGGUUUAUAGCCGAAAGAGGAAGAUAACGAGUACCGAAAAUUGUGAUUUCUCCUCGGGUGAUUUCGAUAGAAUGUGCAGGCUUCAAUUUUGUCGUCGGCAAUGGAGAAAGGUUGAUGGUAGUGGGGAGUUGGUGGUGUCCCUGCCCCGCCCCAUGCUUGCUGUUGUUGGUGGGAGCUGUUGCUUUGUAGUAAGUUUUUUGUGUUCCGUUUUGACUUACAUGAGGAAAGCCAGGCUGUGCUUGAAAAAGCUCUCUGCAUUCUUGUGCUCUGAGCCGAUUGCCACUGUUUAUGCCUCAUGUGGAAUUCAAUUCUUGCGUGAUCCUUCUAACUGCAGUGGAUCUGGGAUGUGCAAGUUUUUUGGGGUGAAGGACUUUAUACCCAUGUUCUCUGUGGAAUUUGCCCUAGUUCCUCUAUGUUUUAUGUACAUGCAUCACAGGAUGCUUCUGAGGUUUAAGUGUUGGCCAUUUGUUCUUGUGAAUAAUUCAAGUGCUGUGGACACAAAUGGUGACAUAAUAAUCGACAGUGAAGAUGAGUAUGAAGAUCGCCACUUAUGCAUUCCCUUGGAGAAAGAUCUCUCUGUGAACAUUACAACUGGGAUAGAUCCUUCUGUAUGCAAAAACAUUGUGCAUGAAGUUAAUAAUAUGGAGAACAGGGUUUUAUUACAUCCGUCUAUCAGAGCUUCAAAAUUAUCUGGUCGAUCUGCACAGUAUAGGAAUGGUUUAAAUUCUCGUAGUUUCCAAAAGAGGAGGAGUUCACUGAGGCAGAGGAGAGCUAGAAAUCCUGCAGCGAUUCGUGUACACAAACCCCAUGGAGUCUUAGUUUCUGAUGCUAUCAAUAGUAGGAGAAAUGGGAUACCUCUCUCUUCUUCGGUGAAUACUAGUAAGCUUAGGCGCUCAGUUCGGUGUAGCUCUGUGAGACAAGUUGAAGAAGCGAGUUGUACCUUAUUGAGAUCCAGGCAGGAUGUAGAUCCAUCAUGCUGCUCUGCAAACAUAUUGGUAAUUUUGUCAGACAAGUGUUACCGGCAAGAAGGUGCCAAUAUCAAGUUGGAAGUCUCUGCCUCAAGGGAGUGGCAUCUGGUAGUGAAGAAAGAUGGAUUAACAAGAUAUACGCAAAAGCCUGAAAAAAUUAUGAGGCCAUGUUCUUGCAACCGAUUUACUCAUGCGAUAAUGUGGAAUUUGGAUAAUGGUUGGAAGCUAGAGUUUCCCAAUCGACUAGACUGGUUCAUUUUCAAGGAUCUUUACAAGGAAUGUUUAGAUCGAAAUAUGCUGGCUCCAACUGUUAAGAACAUCCCAGUGCCAGGAGUUGUUGAAGUCUUAGACUAUGAGAAUAGCAUUACCAUUCCUUUUUGCAGACCUGAUUCAUAUAUCUCUAUUAAAGAUGAUGAGGUGUCUAGAGCUAUGGCGAGGAGUACUGCAAUUUAUGAGAUGGACUCUGAGGAUGAGAAGUGGCUGAAAAAAUUCAAUAAUGAGUAUUUUACAGAGAAUGAGGUUCAUCAGCAUGUUUCUGUGGACGCUUUUGAGUUAAUGGUAGAUGCAUUGGAGAAGGCUUAUUAUUGCCAUCCUACUGAUUUUUCAGAUGAGAAGGCAGCUGCUUAUCUUUGUCUGGGUAGGAGUGAAGUGGCAGAAGGCAUGUAUAAUUACUGGAUGAAGAAACGGAAGCAAAAAGGGUCAGUCCUUGUUAGGGUUUUUCAGUGUGGAUAUUUUUCCAUACAGAGUCAUCAAGUAAAGAGGGCUCCAGUGAUCCCCAAGCCAUUUUUACGGAGAAGGAGAUCAUUGAAACGACAGCCAAGCCAGCUUAGAAGGGGCAAACCACCAAGUGUCUUUCGAGCAAUGGUAGCUGAACGAGAUGCUUUGGAAGAAAAUAAUGCUACGAUCAAAGUUAAAGAGGCUAAUGCCUUGGCAAACAGAUCCGUGGAAUAUGCUGCUCUCAAACGUAAAAGAACUCAAUUUCUUAUGGAGAAUGCAGAUUUAGCAACUUACAAAGCCAUGAUGGCACUUCGAAUUGCUGAAGCAGCUCGAGUUGCUGAAUCACCAGAUGCUACUGCCAGUUAUUUCCUUGACUGAUGGAUAGGCGUCCCUAACGCUUAUGAGGAUGGCUUUUUUUUUUAAUUUUUUCCUUUUAAAAUACAGGAAGGGUUACAGCCCAUGGCUGAUUUUGAAGUCGUAGGAUAGGCUACCAUCUUUGAAAGAUUGUUUUUCUGUAUAGAUUUUGAUUGAAUGUACAUGUAGCAUUAUAUGUUCACAGCAAUCGUGUAUAUUGGGGGGGUGGUUUAGUUGAUUUCAUAAGUGAGCAAAAAAGGAAAAAAAAAGGGGGAAAGAAAUAGAAGCAAAAAUUUGAGUCUUAGGCCAUGCUCGUGCUCUAAGAUAUGCUGUUCAAUGAUACUUUAGUAUUUAACUUCGGUUUAGAGAUCAUGCAAUCUGCAAUCCUAUACUUCUCAA